This is a messenger RNA of Neurospora tetraspora, 5528 nucleotides long. RefSeq lists its product as uncharacterized. Bases 377 to 5185 code for a protein of 1602 amino acids. NCBI's taxonomy places the organism in Eukaryota, Fungi, Ascomycota, Sordariomycetes, Sordariales, Sordariaceae. The transcript has 2 exons. The record is from RefSeq and is a predicted model, not a curated record.
GCUUCAGAAGGUCGCGACUGCCACCACAAAAUGCCCUGAAGAAACGAGAAAUACGAACGCCAGAAAGAGCGAGGACUGAGGGCAGGAGCGAAAAGCAAAGUUUACGAGACUGAACCAGGAUUUGCUCGACUGCUUCUGCUUUUCUCCCCACAAACAAAUCAAACUUUCAACUUUACGCGUUCUUUUCGUCAUCUUGGACUCAGACAUCAUCUUCGAUCCGGACACUGCAAAAUUCCCACAACCACUGUCCACCGGAAAGGAAUCCGAAGACGACGAACAUCAUCAUACCCAACCCAUCUAAACCACUUACCCAACCUCUAGCUUCGAUAUCAUACCAAUCAAUCACACCUAAUCCAUAUCACACAUCGACGCCAACAUGAAGGACAAUAGCCUUCGUCUGCGUCUCGUCGUCCGGCGUCACUCCCUCCCCGAGGUCAGAAUCAUCCACCACGUCCCUCUGGAGAAUGACCCAACCAUUGCCGACCUCGUCGACCAAAUCAACGAGAUCAUUCCCCUCGAGAGCCCGGAAUGGGGCCUUGAAGACUACGUAGUCGAGCUACGCAACAAGGAGGGCUACGCUUUCGAAUGCCUGCACUUCCAGCAGGUUUCCAAACUCCUCAAGGACGAGGAAGAAGUCUUUGUCCGACCCCUCGUCACCGGUGACCGAAAGCGCCGUCUGCUGUCCGGCCGUGAGCAGAUCUCCAACGAUGGCAGACACCUGAUUGACGGCGUUCCCUUUGGCCAUCCUCGACUCAGGUCCCCCAGAGACAGACCCCCGGUAGACAUCCCCCCUCUCAAGCGGAGGAGAAUCGAGUACGAUACCAUCGAGCGUGAUGAUGAACAAGCCGAACCCCUCUUCCUCACCCGCAAUGGCGAAGGUUCUGAAGACCGUGAGAGCACUCGACAAGUCCGCUUCAACAACGCCGGCCUUGAUGCCAAUGAGGACGAGGAAGAAGACGACGACUUUGUCGAUCAAGAGCAAUAUGGUGACGAUGAGGAAGAGGAAGAGGGCGAAGAUGAAGAUGACGACUACGAGAUCAACCCAGACGAACUUGCGGAUGAACUCGAGGGCCUCCAGGAGGUCGAGUCAAGAGAAGAGACCCCAGCCGAGGACAACAUCGAGCAACCCACCGACAUCAGCCCCACCAAGUCCCAAAAGUCCAUCGACCUCUCAGACAUCGAUAGAAUCGCUGCUCUCCGGGCUGCUUUCCCAAGAGUCUCGGUUGACGUCUGCGAGAAGCUCCUCCUUCAGCACGAUAGCAACGAGAAGAAGGUUUACUGGAAGCUCCGACGCAGGAACCGUCCCCACAUGACCGUGCAACAGAUGCUAGCCUACAGGAGACGUCUUCAAGUCCGUGGGCCUGAAGGUGCGAUUGAGGACGAACUUGAGGCGGAAGCGUCUGAAAAGAGCGAUGCCGAAUCCGUCGGCUCCUUGAUCAAGCAUUACGAUGAGCAUGGCUUCCCUGCUGGCUCCAUCCUCGAUGGUUCAGCUUCCCGUCACAUGGUUGAGGCCCUUCGCAUGUCGGGUCAGGAUGUGAACCUUCCUAUUCAUAAGAAGUUUGAUGAUGACGAGGACGAUGAGGGCACCGUCCAGCCCGCUAAAGUCGCUGCUCAGUCUGACGAGAUUCCCCUCGACUCAGAUGAGGAAGAAGAGGAGUCAGACUUUGACCUCGACGAGGACGACGAGGACUUAUCUGAAAAGGACUCUGACUCUUCCAACGACUCGGAUGCUGUUUCACUCUCUGAUGACGCGGACGAGGUCUUGGACGAAGAGGUCCCAAACAAAUCCUCUGACGAAGGAUCCGCUGCCAGUGACAGCGAAAGUGGCCCCGAGGUCUAUACCACCAAAGUAAAGCCCCCCGCGGAUAUGGUCGCCCCCAAGAACCCCCAGCCCAAUGACGAAUCCUCAAGUUCUGACGAGAGCGAUAGCGACAGUAGUAGCGACGACGACAGCAGCUCAGAGGAGGACGCAUCCAGCAACGAGAGCGACUCCGAGGAUGAGGAGGACGAUUCCAGCAGUGAUGAUAGCAACAGCAGUAAUUCCGAUAUCUCUUCGCGCGACAAUGCCAACGCAAAUUCCGACAAUGAUAUUAGCAACGAUUCAGAGUCCGAUUCCAGUGACAGCAGUGAUGACGACUCGGAUGACGAACCAGUUACUUCAAGUUCCAAACAUGCAAAUAUUACCAAAGCUGUAUUCCAGCCCAUCAGCGAACAGUCAGCUACCCUUGAUACGGCCACCCUUGAUGCUUCAAGUGCAUCCAACGACCAACAGGACCAAAGUCCAGUGCCUCCAGGCCAAGGCAAGAACAAAACAAGGAUGAGGAACGCACGGCGGAGGCUUUCUGCUAAGAUAAGAAAGACCGCGUCUAGAGACACUUCUAUUAUUGGUUCUACGUCCGGUCAAGAUGCGGAGACCUCGACACCGGCCGACCUAGAGGCUAAGAGGAUGGCCUUGCUCCAGUCACUCGGUCAUCUUGAGUAUCUCGGCAAACCAGCUGAAGUAGAGAAGCCUGCAGCUCCCGUUGCCGAGACUGAAAAGCUUGAGCCCUCUGCGGACAACACAACCUCUGCCCCGGCUAAGCGGAAGACGAAGCUCGACGUGGACGCUGGCCGUCGUAUGCUGUUCGGAUCUCUUGGUCUUAAGAACCCCAAGUCUCAAGAAGACGAGGCAAAGAUCCGUGCUAGCUUGAUGAAGGGUGUCAAGCCUCUGGUCAACCACCGUGUGGAGGAUGCGAAGAAGGACGCCGAAGUCACCGUAACCGAAGUAGAUCCUGAUGCUUGGCGCCAAAAGAUCAACUAUACUGCCGUAGAGUGCACCGAGGAAGGCGUUGAGCUCAGCGAACCUCCCUUUCCAUUCUACCAACGCUGGGACCCUCAACAGCAAAAUUACUGGGGCAGUGGUCGUGGAGGACCCUCGAAGCGGAAGCAGCAGAACCAGGAUGAAUACGAAGAGGAGGAGCCGGGUAACAAGAAGAGAAAGGUGUCGGACGAAGAGGAGAAUGUCAUCUUGAACUACGACGAGGAGGACCCCGAUGCUUAUGCGGCUCAGGGCCACCAUGAGGAGGAACAAGAUGAGGAAGAGUACGAUGAGGAGGAGGAGUACGAUGACGAGGAGCACGAAGACGAAGAGGAAGACUUGCCUCCUCUUCCCAGUGAUUUGACCACCCUGCCUCUCCUCCAACCGGGACAGGCCAAGGCCGGUAUGAUCAUCACCUGGAAGCAGUUCCUGCUCUCCAAGGCUACCAACUGGCAACCUCAGGUUAUGAACAUGACGGGAACCGUUGUCGAGGUCUGGGAACAGAACGAUUUGCGAAUUCUCCUUUCCAAGCGAGAUAGAAACCUGGACGUCAACGAGAAGGUCUAUGAUGAUGAGGGAAACCGAGUAUAUGACAAGUUUGAGGUUCCUGAGGACGAAGACGACGCCGACGGGGAUGCCGAAAAGGGUUACCGAACCAUCAACUUUGCCGACAUGAUGGAGCCACGGGUGCUGCGUCGGUCCGAAGAUGAAGUCUUGGUGCCGGAGACCCAACACCAAGGCAACAUCUCGCCGGCGAAUGAAGAUGGGGCCAGUAAGGCCAGCUCCCGUACUCUCGAUCAUAAGGUGCCUUCGGAGCCCGAGUCACAAACUGCCCAAGAAAGUCUCAUCCCUGCUACGGACCACGGAAGCUCUUAUGAACCUCAAGCUGCACAGGUGACUUCCGCUGGCAAUGCCUCCAUUAUUGAUGAUCUCCGCCCGGAAACCAGCCUUCUCGGUACCGGCUCACGCCCGGAAGCGGAUGCCUCCGUGUCUCGCGACGAACAUCUAAACGUAAGCAAUCCCUCGCCACAGCCUGAACAAGCACCCGAACCGCCGUCAUCUCCCCAGCAUGGUCCUAGCGCACCCCCGUCCGAAGGUCGCAACACCCCUCCGCGCAGCUCCGUUCUCGGUGACGAGCUGCCAGACGUCGCGGAUCUUCCUUCCCAGGAGCCUGAGUCCCAGGAUCAAAGACCCCCUUCUCGUUCCUCCGCCUACCUCGAAUCCCAGCGCAUUACACUUGAGCAGUUCAACGGAUUCUCUGAUGGACUGGAACAGGCAGCUGACAAUCGGGGUAGCUAUUUUAGCUAUGCUAGGUUGGAUGUUAUCCCUUCCGACACGGGUAGCGUCCGUAGCGGAAGGCAGCCGGACCCGGAGUUUAGCAUCGAUUUGGGAAACAACAAGAUCCUCGACCGGUUUGAGCCUGCGGACGAGGAUGACGUUCCGAUGCCGGGUCCCGACUACGAGGAUGACGACGAGGAGGAGCAUGAGGACAAUAACGAGGAUGAUCAGGAGGAUGAUGAAGAGGAUGAUAACGAGGACGACCAUGAGGAAAACAACGAGGACGAUCAGGAGGAUAAUGAGGAGGAGGAAUCACAAGAGACUACACCUAAGAGACCCCAGAAGCGAGCAUCACUAUCCGAAGAGCCUGCUAGCCCCGCGCUCUCCGACCUUUCAGCUUCUAACGACGAUUUCUUCCCAUCUCUGAGUCAAACCACCACAAAAUCCAGUCAACGCAGAGCCAGUCAACCGCCCAAGUCGAUCCCUAGAGAUGCCGUCCCUACCACCAGCCAGACUCGCAAAUCAUUGGACGCUACCAACCUAGACUACGAGCAGGCCAUGAAGCGAUUGGACGAGGAAGAGUCCUCUCAAGAGUCCACCACAAUGGACGACACCCAGAUUAAAGUAGAGAAGCGUCGCCAAUUAUCCGAGCUCGCCCAGAAACUAGCCAAAACGCCCAUCGAGCGUCCUUCAGCUCGGAAGUUGCCCUUUCGCCGAACUUCCACCCCUUCCAAGCUGAACCAAACAACCACCGCCACCACUAAGUCAACAAGAACAACUCGGUUCAGCGGUUCCUUCGCCAUCCCUGAGGGAUCUCAAGUCGUUAACCUUGUGUCCAGCAGCCCUGAACCUGAGAUGAAUGAAGAUUAUGCCGAUGACGAUCUGGAUGAGACUUAUCAUGAAAGUAGCCCGGCCACCAGUCAGAGUCAACAUAGGGCGCCGCCAUCGACGGCCCCUGGAACGUCGGCGUCGUUUGUGACGCCGAGAAGGAAGCUUUUUAGCAGCACGAGGUUGAGUUCCACGCAGGUGCAAAGUCCGAGGAGGAGUCAGCCGAGUAUCAUUACGGGGUCGCUGAGGAAGAACAGGGGUUCGGCUUCUUCUUCCAAGUAGAGUUUGGGAGGGUCGAAGGUACCGAGGAUAGCUGAGGUGAAAGAGGAGAAGGGUGAGAAGGGGAAUGGGGAGAAAAGGGUUGGUGGAAAGACGAUGGCAAAAGGGGGUCGAUCUGUCUCUCUCUUUCAGUUCUUGCGAGAAAAGUCGGUUUUGCAGAGCAUUAUGGCGGAGUAUGAGGCCAAAAAAGCGAUACAGUCGAAGUUGACCAUGGCAUAGGGAAAUUGGGGCAAGAAUGCAUCGCUUAGUGCCGGUACUGGUUGGGCAUGGUUGACCAUAGUAAUAGGGACCUGAUUAGACUUGUAUGCUUGAUAUAGCUGUGAAUUAUCUUGCUCAUUGCCUUACG